CACAUGACUAUUGUGGAUCCUCUGGGAAGCCUCAACAACAUCCUGAUGCUGACGAGGAAGAGAAGAGUCUCUCCAGAUCAGAACACCAGAUGGACAACGCUAGCCCUUCCACCCUCCCGGAGUCCCUGUGUCAUGCCUCUCCUGUUAGCACCUUACUGCUGGGUAUGAAGAGGUUGUCUGUGCUGCUGGUGGACUGCAGGAAAACAAUGGGGCUGAGUGGAACUGUGGGAGGAGGAGAAGAGCGGAAAGGAUCAGAUUUGACUCAAAGAGAAAGGCCAGACUCAGAGGAACCAGAGCCAGGGAAGUCCAAACCAGCAAGACGACACCAGUGCUCCCACUGUGGAAAGGGUUGUAACCGGUUAUGGGACGUGAAACAACAUGAGAAAAUACACACAGGGGAGAAGACUUACCACUGCUCCCAGUGUGGAAAGAGUUUUAACCAGAAAGCACACCUGAAAGCUCACGAGAGAAUACACACAGGGGAGAAGCCUUACCACUGCUCCCAGUGUGGAAAGUGUUUUAACCAGAAAGCACACCUGAAAGCUCAUGAGAGAAUACACACAGGGGAGAAGCCUUACCACUGCUCCCAGUGUGGAAAGUGUUUCAACCGGCCUGGGAAUCUGAAACUGCACGAGAGAAUACACACAGGGGAGAAGCCUUAUCACUGCUCCCGGUGUGGAAAUAGUUUUAACAAUUUAGGGAAACUGAAACGACAUGAGAGAAUACACACAGGUGAGAAGCCUUACCACUGCUCCCAGUGUGGAAAGUGUUUCAACCGUUCAGGGGGGCUGAAACGACACGAGAGAAUACACACAGGGGAGAAGCCUUGAAGCCUUUCCACUCCUCCCAGGGUGCAAAGCUUUUGCCCAUUUAGGAAGCCUGAAAGAACACAUGAGACUGCACACAGCGGAGAAUGCUUACAAAAGGCCAGACUGUGGGAAAACAUUUUACUCAUAACAGUCACUUAAACGUCUUUAGAGUAACCACACAGGAGAGAGAAAUGACUUCUCUUAGCGUGUAUAUUGAUAUUUCACAUCACAUUGACUUCAAAUUCAUCAGAGAACAUACACAGUGCUCCCGUUGUCUUAUAUUGUUGACUGACAAUGUGUUUACCUGUCUUUACCAGAUGAAAUUAAAUGGUACAGGGUAUACUCAAACAUAUAUUUGUUUGUUUCUAUUAGAAAACAUGAAUUGAAUAUGGAGUCUGUCAGUUUGAAUAUAGAGUAGAUCAGGUUCCAUGUGUUUAAAUGGUCCUUUUUUAAACUCUGUGUGUGUUUAUCUGGGUGUGUCAUUCCUCCAGCACUACAGAUAAUCAAGUGAUAUUUGGAUGUGAUGCAUUUGUUCCAUUGUUGACAUUUGCAUUUUUGGCCCACUGAUGAUUUAAUUAAAUGAAAAUGUUCAGACUGUGUAAUGGAAAAUGUUAGUUGUAUGUGUGUCCACAUAACUGAGUAUGUGACUAACCUUGUGAAACUGUCCUAUUAUAAUCUCCUGUUCUUGGGACUAUCAUUCUGUGUUGCAAACCAAUUUACACCUGUGUCCUUGUAUGAAUAAAGUCCCGCCCAGGAACAGGAAACUAUAAAGAUAUUUUCUCAUCACCCAAUGCUUCAGGAAUUCAGACUGUCUACACUGCACUGUGUAAUUGUUAUUCUCUCUGAGCUCAGAAAUAAAGAGUCUUGGUUUGAC
Molecule: messenger RNA, 1683 nt
Organism: Oncorhynchus kisutch (coho salmon)
Lineage: Eukaryota; Metazoa; Chordata; Actinopteri; Salmoniformes; Salmonidae
Product: zinc finger protein 239-like
Exons: 3
Coding region: 90-830 (246 amino acids)
Biological process (GO): regulation of transcription by RNA polymerase II
Cellular component (GO): nucleus
Molecular function (GO): RNA polymerase II transcription regulatory region sequence-specific DNA binding; DNA-binding transcription factor activity, RNA polymerase II-specific
Source: RefSeq, a predicted model, not a curated record